GAUAUGCGAAUAAUGUGUUAGAUCUGCAGUGAUGGGCUUGUGUCACACUUCCACAUUGUGCUUUGAACUCAGUAGUCGACUAUAUUUUGACUUGCAGAAUGCAAAAUAGACCACAGACACCUAGUUUGCAGAGUUAGGUAGCCCCCCCCAGCCCCUUUAUACCACUGUGGUUUACACUGCAUGAGUUGCAUCCUGUAUUUACCACCUCCUUAUAGAAGAUACAUAUUAUAUUAUAUAUUCAUUUAUUUUUCAAACAAAUGUGAAUGUUUUUUUUAUUUUUUUAUUGUUCAUCUGAUUAUUUUAUGGCCUCUGUUCAGAGAGCAGAAACAUUUUCAGGAAGAGAAAUUUCUUCAUAAUAGGAAGUCCUAUAUAAGGCCUGUUUGUCAGGUUCAUAUCUCCCUGCCGCAAUCUAUGUUGGCAGCUUGCAAGUUUGCUCUUACUGAACACAUACGCUCCCCCAGGACACUAGAUGUUCUCCUUUCAACAUGAUGACUAUGACCAGGAAUAAUAAUUUCUUCGUCGGGAAUACAACUGAAUUAAUCCCCAUUGACGGACUGAACUUGACUACUGAAUAUGUCGGUACAGUUGAAUCCACCACUGACUACUAUGACUACAACGACUUUCUGGAAGAAUUAGGAACGUGCAACUACGGGCGGCCCGCAACCUUCUAUCUACCGGCUCUCUACUCUCUCCUGUUCAUCCUGGGCCUCUCAGGAAACGUCCUGGUGGUGUGGGUGAUCGUGGCUGGCGUGCGGCUCCGCAGCAUGACCGACGUCUGCCUUCUCAACCUGGCCCUCGCCGACCUUCUGCUACUCAGUUCCCUUCCCUUCCUGGCCCACCAAGCCAGAGGCCACUGGAUCUUUGGGGACGCCAUGUGCAAGCUGGUGUUGGGAACCUACCAUGUCGGUUACUACGCUGGCAUCUUUUUCAUCACCCUCAUGAGUGUCGACAGAUACCUGGCGAUAGUGCACGCCAUUUUUGCCAGAAAGAUGCGCACAAGGUCCUUUGGAGUAUUGGCGGCCGUGGUGACAUGGGUGGCUGGGCUCUUGGCCUCAUUCCCGGAGGUGGGCUUUCUAAAAGAACAGACGUCGAACAACACCACGUUCUGUGCCCCUUCAUAUGGAAAUAUGACAUUUCCAUAUGAAAGGGCAGAAGACAUUGGCAGCAACUGGUGGAGGGUGUUCGGCCUGUUAAAAAUGAACAUCCUGGGUUUGGUGAUUCCGUUUGUCUUCAUGACCUUCUGCUACAGCCAGAUCGUGCGGACACUCCUGUCCUGUCAGACGUCCAAGAGGCAGGCCAUUCGUUUGAUCGCGUUGGUGGUGUGUGUGUUCUUCUGCUGCUGGCUGCCCUACAACGUCACGUGCUUCUUCUACGCCUUAGAACUGAUUGGCAGCUACACGUCGUGUAAUAGAAGCCGUCACAUACGGAUGGUGUUGCAGGUGACGGAGGUGAUCGCAUACUGCCACAGCUGCAUCAACCCCAUGCUCUAUGUGUUUGUCGGGGAGAGGUUCAGGAGGCAGCUGCUCAAGCUGAUAAGCAGGUCCCCCUGCAUGCUUUGGCCUGUGGUCAGGAGAUGCAUCCCGUCUCAGGACAGGCUCAGGAGCUCCAUGUAUUCACAGAGUACCAGCCUUAAUGAGCGGUCCACAGUUGUGUGAACGCGUGAGUACACUUGUGCUAGUGGUGUAUUCCUUGGCAGUUUAAGCCUAAAUACGGGUCCCUUGUAUGCUUUCAUCAUCCUCAUGACGGAAAUGUCGUUGUAGUAGCCUAAUGUGGAAUAUCCCUGCUUCUGAAAUGCAAGAACAUCUCCGCCUAGUGCUCGUCCGCUGCUCGACAAAAUCUUAGCUAUACUCGGGAGGGGGGUGGGGAAGUGGGAUAUAAUAUUCAAAUGUGCCCCCUUCCGACGUAUGAGGGGGCGUCGAAACUGACUCGCUCGUUUGGUAACUGUAGGAGGGAUACUUUCAGAAAUGCAUAUCUCACUCAAAAAAUCAUGUACUGACUUUUUUCAAAUUUUGUAUGCUUGUGGGAGCACCAGAGACCCAAAAAAACACCCCAAAUCCCAGGAAAAGUGUCGUUUUCAUAAUAUGUCCCCUUUAAGAUAAUAAUUUAACACGUUAAUGCCAAUGCUUGUACUUGACCCGGUAAGGGAAUCAAACCAACACACAAUUGUCUGGGAUGGAGCAUUUGAUGCUCAGGGGCUUCAUGUAUUCAGAGAACUAGCCAUAAUGAGCCAAUAGUUGUGUGUUGUCCAACAGUUGCCAAUGCCAAGUACUAUGCUCAAAACAAAAGGGGAUGGAGCAUUUGCUGUUAGGGCUCCUUCCCUUUGCAGCGGUCUACCUAAGGAGAUCAGGGGAGCAGAGUUCUCUGUUUAAUCAGACUUUUAACAUUGUGCUAUUCACAUUUGCUUUUCUGUUUUAUUUAUUUAAGUUGUAUUGUAUAUUUAUCAUUUACUCUUUUUUCCUAUUUGAAUCAUCCGUUUUUUUAAACAAUUCAGAUUUUGUAAAAUCAAUUCAGAUUUUGUAAAUAUAUUUUUGUAAAACGACGACAAUACAAUUGUUACUUUUCUUUGUUCCUGUCUUUAUACGAAAUAAACAAAUAAAAAUAUUUUUAUACUACUUUGGACUUGGGGACUAAUAAGAGAGAGUUUGACGGACAUCAAAUAUCAUAUCUAGACUAUCAACACAGAAGCCAUUAUCCUAGCCAAAGCAGAAAGAGUUACCUUGAUGGUGUAAUGGGCGUGAGGUUGGACCCACAGUCUGAACUGGACUCCCGCCAAACUCCCCCCGCCAGAGCUGCCGGACACGGCGGCAGUCCGGCAGCUCCGGCGGAGAAAGGGAAUGUACUCCCGGAGCUCAGCUGCUCGUCUGCUGGUCCACAAAAUCUUAGCCAUGGUCUGAUUGGAGGGGGGUGGGGAAGUGGGAGGUAAUAUUCAAAUGUACCCCCUUCCUACGUAGGAGGGGGCGCCGAACCUGACUCGCCCAUUUGGUAACUAUAGGCGGGCUACUUUCAGAAAUGCAUAUACGUAUCUCACUCAAAAAUUCAUGUAGGCCUACUGACUUUUUUCAAAGUUUGUAUGCGUGUGGGAGCACCAGAGACCCAAAACAACACCCCAAAUCCCAGGAAAAGUGUUGUUUUCAUAAUAUAAUAUUCGUCCACAAUAUGAUCCAGUGUUGUCAACUCUUAAACACAAAUAUUCAUGUGUGCUUUUGUGUCUGAUUAGUGCCAGCAGAAAGCAGGACUCAGAGAGACCAUCAUGCUAAAUAACAUGCAAAGAAAGUGGUUCCCAGUGUGCAGAGUAACACCUCCAGCCCCCUCUAAACCAUGUUUUAAAGGUUGUAUCAGCGAUGUUGCUUGAUGUCACUUCUGUUGGUAUUUGAAGCAAGAUCCCAAAAAGACCUUUCCGUGUUUAGUGCAUCCAGUAAUAACUAUUAUGAACGCAGCGCAAAACCCCACAACACCCACCCCUUGUCGGUGAUGGGUUGGAAUACUAUUUAUUUUGGUUUGGAUUGGUUGGUAGUACCAUUUGUUUUUGUGUCCGGUCUCGGAGCAUAGGCUGCCUACAGAGACAGGUUUUUUUGACGGCCUGCUGAUGGGGCGGGGAGCUAGCGGAUCGUGAGGAAAGAUCAGAUGAAUGUGAUCAUUUAUGUUUCGGCCUAGAAUCGCUGAUACAACCUUUAAUACAGAAUAAAGCUCCACUGCAUCACUCACAUCCUGUAGAUAUCACAACUUUAUAAAAUAUUCACCUAUAAUGUACGACCAAAGUGAAUAUUCCAAAUGAUAUUGUUUUAUACAACGGGUGGCUUAAAUCCAGCGAUCUGAUUGGUUCCUAACAGUUGGAUAAUGAGCGUAUACAUAACUGCUAUGACACCCAAUCAUUUUGUGAAAGUUUGCGUAUCACUCCGCGCCUGGAAGUAGAAACGGUUACAAAGUAGCAGUUGUUGGUAGUAGCCUAGGAAACGGAACUUGGUAGAAACGGUAACUUACAAAGUAGCAGUUGUUGGGAGUGGCCUAGGAAACUUUAUCACACGGAAAUGUACACGCGGUGAGUGAACUGCAAAUUCCCGGCGAACCGCUCUAGCCGUAUGGAGUCAGUUUCCUGCCAUAAUUCAAACCUGAAAAAAAAAGUUUCAAAGGCUUGUAAGUCUGGGUUUGAAAACUCAACACCUUGUAAAAAAAGGUUUUACAACACUGAAAAGAGAGAUUAUAACCU
Messenger RNA from Gadus chalcogrammus (walleye pollock), 4207 nucleotides. RefSeq names its product C-C chemokine receptor type 3-like. NCBI's taxonomy places the organism in Eukaryota, Metazoa, Chordata, Actinopteri, Gadiformes, Gadidae. Gene Ontology annotation, biological process: immune response; chemotaxis; G protein-coupled receptor signaling pathway. Bases 486 to 1655 code for a protein of 389 amino acids. The record is from RefSeq and is a predicted model, not a curated record. The transcript has 2 exons. Gene Ontology annotation, molecular function: chemokine receptor activity. Gene Ontology annotation, cellular component: membrane.